Messenger RNA from Lasiodiplodia theobromae, 360 nucleotides. RefSeq lists its product as uncharacterized. NCBI's taxonomy places the organism in Eukaryota, Fungi, Ascomycota, Dothideomycetes, Botryosphaeriales, Botryosphaeriaceae. The record is from RefSeq and is a predicted model, not a curated record. The coding region runs from base 1 to 360 and encodes 119 amino acids. The transcript has 2 exons.
AUGACCACACCACACUGCUGCACUGCCGAAGGCCACUGCCGCGCCCAGCGCUUCGAAAUGGACGCUCUCAACGCCCGCGCUGCCUGGGAAGCCGAGAAGGCCGCCAUUGUCUCCUACGAGGACGGAUGGGACCGCUGGGACGGCCCCAUCUGGCCCUGGCGGGAAACCAACAAGCCCAUGUCACAACAGAAGAAGGAGAACAACAAUUCAAACUUGGCUGCUCCCCAGAGACCGGAACUGAGUCGCAGCUCGAGCACGAACUCGAUCACGAGUUCCACGAGCACUGCCAGCCUCUGGACGAACUCGGCCGCACACACGUGCUCCAGGUGCGGGCACGGUGGCGCUACCAGCCAUCUUUGA